AUGGCCCAGCUAUACUACAAAAAGGUAAACUAUUCACCAUACAGAGAUCGGAUCCCACUACAGAUCGUGCGAGCGGAGGCAGAGCUCUCGGCGGAAGAGAAGGCCUACCUCAGCGCUGUGGAGAAGGGGGACUAUGCCAGUGUGAAACAUGCCUUGCAAGAGGCAGAGAUCUACUACAACAUCAACAUUAACUGUAUGGAUCCUCUUGGUCGCAGUGCCCUUUUAAUAGCCAUAGAGAACGAAAAUCUGGAGAUCAUGGAGUUGCUUUUGAGCCACAGUGUGUAUGUGGGAGAUGCUCUGCUGUAUGCAAUACGGAAAGAGGUGGUGGGAGCUGUGGAGCUGCUGCUGAAUUACAGGAAACCGAGUGGUGAAAAACAGGUUCCAACCUUGAUGAUGGACACCCAGUUUUCAGAAUUCACUCCAGAUAUCACCCCAAUAAUGCUGGCGGCUCACACCAACAACUAUGAAAUCAUCAAACUGCUUGUCCAAAGACGGGUAACAAUUCCACGCCCACACCAGAUCAGAUGCAACUGUGUGGAAUGUGUCUCCAGUUCGGAGGUGGACAGCCUAAGGCAUUCCAGGUCAAGGCUGAACAUCUACAAAGCCUUAGCCAGCCCUUCGUUGAUUGCCUUAUCAAGUGAGGACCCCAUCUUGACGGCCUUCCGACUGGGCUGGGAGCUGAAGGAGCUCAGCAAAGUGGAAAAUGAGUUCAAGGCUGAAUAUGAAGAGCUUUCACAGCAGUGCAAGCGUUUUGCUAAGGACCUUUUGGAUCAAGCACGGAGUUCCCGAGAAUUGGAGAUCAUUCUCAAUCACAGAGAUGAUCAAAGUGAGGAGCUGGAUCCCCAAAAAUGUCAUGAUUUGGCAAAGCUAAAGGUAGCAAUAAAGUAUCACCAGAAAGAGUUUGUUGCUCAGCCAAACUGCCAGCAGCUACUAGCAACACUUUGGUAUGACGGUUUUCCAGGAUGGAGGCGGAAACACUGGGCAGUAAAACUCUUGACCUGUGUCACCAUUGGACUGCUAUUUCCUGUGCUAUCCGUGGCAUAUCUGAUUGCACCGAAGAGCAGGCUGGGACUGUUCAUUAAAAAGCCAUUUAUAAAGUUUAUCUGCCACACUGGCUCUUACCUAACCUUCCUCUUCAUGCUCCUGCUGGCAUCGCAGCACAUUGUCAGGACUGACCUUCACAUGCAGGGACCACCUCCCACCAUCGUGGAGUGGAUGAUCCUGCCCUGGGUUCUAGGUUUUAUCUGGGGAGAAAUCAAGGAAAUGUGGGAUGGUGGAUUCAAUGAGUAUGUACAUGACUGGUGGAAUCUGAUGGAUUUUGCAAUGAACUCCCUCUAUCUUGCAACUAUCUCCCUUAAAAUUGUGGCCUACGUCAAGUAUAACGGUUCUCGUCCAAGGGAGGAAUGGGAAAUGUGGCACCCGACUCUCAUUGCAGAAGCCCUCUUUGCAAUAUCCAACAUUUUAAGUUCCUUGCGUCUCAUAUCCCUGUUUACAGCAAAUUCACACUUGGGACCCUUGCAGAUUUCUCUGGGACGCAUGCUGCUAGACAUCCUUAAAUUCCUUUUUAUCUACUGUCUGGUGCUUCUGGCUUUUGCCAAUGGACUGAACCAGCUUUAUUUUUAUUAUGAGACCAGUGCCUCGGAGGAACCCAACAACUGCAAGGGGAUCCGAUGUGAGAAACAGAACAAUGCCUUCUCCACACUUUUCGAGACCCUCCAGUCACUCUUCUGGUCUGUGUUCGGUCUGCUGAAUCUCUAUGUCACCAACGUGAAAGCCAGACAUGAGUUCACAGAAUUUGUUGGGGCCACUAUGUUUGGGACCUACAACGUCAUCUCCCUUGUUGUGCUGCUGAACAUGCUCAUAGCCAUGAUGAACAACUCCUACCAGCUCAUUGCCGACCAUGCGGAUAUUGAGUGGAAGUUUGCACGGACGAAGCUCUGGAUGAGUUACUUUGAUGAGGGUGCCACUCUGCCACCUCCUUUUAACAUUGUCCCGAGUCCCAAGUCAGUUUGGUACCUUUGCAAGUGGAUUCACAAUCAGCUGUGCCCAGGAAACGACUCUGACAAUGAACAGAAGAGGCAUGAAAACCUCAAAACAUUCACAGAACGGCAUGCGGACAACCUGAUUCAGAAUCAACAUUACCAGGAAGUGAUAAGAAAUCUUGUGAAAAGAUAUGUCGCAGCAAUGAUAAGGACCUCCAAAACCAAUGAAGGUUUAACUGAAGAAAAUUUCAAGGAAUUAAAACAGGACAUCUCAAGUUUUCGCUAUGAAGUUCUUGACCUCUUAGGAAACAGGAAGCCCCAGAGGAGAAGUUAUUCUACCAGCAGCACAGAGGUGUCCCAAAAGGAUGAAACAAAUGAGGAUAGUGCUGGAGAAAAAUCCAAAGCCAAGAGCGUGUCUUUCAAUGUAGCCAACAAAAAAAAGGACUUCAAUGUAUCUGCUCUAAUUAAAACUAUGUCUGGGAUUGAUAUGGUGGAAGAGAAGCCAAAAAGCAAUGGGAUCAGUAAGCGCUCUUUUGUCCGAAAUGGAAACAGAGUUCAGAGACUUUCCAGCUCCAAGAAGGAGUCCUUUAAGAGACUGGGCCUGCUUUUCUCCAAGAUGAACGGACAUGUACCUGAACCAAAUUCAGAACCCAUGUACACUAUUUCAGAUGGAAUUAUUCAGCCCCACUACAUGUGGAAGGACAUUAAAUAUUCUCAGAUUGAUAAAGAGAAGGAAGAGAAUUGUUCCAAAAGUGAAAUUAACCUCAAUGAGGUGGACUACAGUGGGAACACAAGACUUACAGGACAGAGCAAGGAGUGCCCUGUGGUUUGUACCAGCUCCCUUCACUGUGCUUCCAGUAUUUGUUCCUCUAAUUCCAAACUUAUAGACUCAUCAGAGGAUGUGUUUGAUUCAUGGGGAGAGGCUUGUGACUUGUUUAUAAACCAGUGGAAAGACGGGCAGGAGGAUCACGUUACAACUCGGCUAUAAGUAAAGCUAUCUUAACAUUCGCUGGAAAACUUAGCCAAUUAUUUGUAAUGGUUUGCUCUCAUCUGAUUCAGCAUUACUAUUUCCUUUCUGUCCACAGG
This is a messenger RNA of Haliaeetus leucocephalus (bald eagle), 3068 nucleotides long. RefSeq names its product transient receptor potential cation channel, subfamily C, member 5 (gene TRPC5). Gene Ontology annotation, molecular function: store-operated calcium channel activity; inositol 1,4,5 trisphosphate binding; protein binding. NCBI's taxonomy places the organism in Eukaryota, Metazoa, Chordata, Aves, Accipitriformes, Accipitridae. Gene Ontology annotation, biological process: calcium ion transmembrane transport; regulation of cytosolic calcium ion concentration; manganese ion transport. The record is from RefSeq and is a predicted model, not a curated record. The coding region runs from base 1 to 2970 and encodes 989 amino acids. The transcript has 10 exons. Gene Ontology annotation, cellular component: cation channel complex; membrane.